Molecule: messenger RNA, 1326 nt
Organism: Dreissena polymorpha
Lineage: Eukaryota; Metazoa; Mollusca; Bivalvia; Myida; Dreissenidae
Product: rRNA methyltransferase 2, mitochondrial-like
Exons: 3
Coding region: 1-834 (277 amino acids)
Biological process (GO): RNA methylation
Cellular component (GO): mitochondrion
Molecular function (GO): rRNA (uridine-2'-O-ribose)-methyltransferase activity
Source: RefSeq, a predicted model, not a curated record
AUGGCGAUUACUUGGAGUGUUACCACACAGUUUCGAACCCUGACGGUCAGAUAUUUUUCCCGCUCCAGCGCUCUCGGCAAAGCGAGCAAAGGUCAAUCAUCGAACUGGUGGAUUAAUCGUCAACUGAAUGAUCCCUACGUUAAACAAGCCCAUGAGGAAGGCUGGCGGUGUCGAAGUGCCUUUAAACUCAUUGAAAUCAACAAACGCUUUGAACUAAUAAAACCCGGCUCCGUUGUUAUUGACUGCGGGGCCUCACCGGGUUCCUGGUCGCAAGUUGCAGCGAAGUUGAGCAAAUCUGGUAUGGAAUAUUUGUACGCAUUACCCAUUCAUUAUUUUUUUUUCGACAAAUUGAACCCCAAACACAUUCACAUCGAUAUUAACUUAUACGUUGCCCUUACUUUUACAGACACGCGUGAGGGAACUGUUAUCGGCAUCGACAUGCAGCAAAUAGAUCCUAUCGAAGGCGUUGUGACGCUGGCAGGCCAUGACUUUACCACUUCAACUACACAGCAACGAAUAAUUAACAUUCUUAACGACAGAUUAGCCGAUGUCAUCCUCAGCGAUAUGGCGCCCUCAGCCUCCGGUACCGCGGCACUUGACCACGACCGGAUCUGUCAGCUGUCUGUCGCCGUGUUGAAGUUUUCUUCAGCGAUAUUAACAAAAGGUGGCCACGUGCUGUGUAAAAUAUGGGACGGGGCUGAACGAGAUAAAGUUACGUCUAUCAUGAAAAGGAUGUUCCGCUCGGUAAAAAUUGUCAAGCCGGACGCUUGCCGCUCGGAAUCGGCAGAGAUUUAUUUGUUGGGGAUGGAUUUUUUUCUAGAUAGACACACAUAAAUAUUAAUGACAAUAACCCGUGUUUUUGUUGUUUGAAAUUCGAUAAUAUGAUGUAAAUGCGUGUUUGAUUUGUUUUUAGACUUUAUAUUGACAAUGUCUAAUCGCCCGAGCCCGACUUGCACAGUAAAUAUAGAACUUGACUGACAAUGCGGCGUACAUAAGUCUCAGGUGAUGUAACGCAAUACUGAAAAUGCGGCGUUCACGAGUCUCCGUUUAUAGACCGAUUGACUGACAAAGCGGCAUUUAUGAGCAUCAGAUGAUUGAGCGGUUGGUUGACAAUGCGGGGUUCAUAAAGUUGAUAAAGUGCUUGACUGAAAGGACGGCGUGUAUGAGUCUUAUUUGAUAGGGCGAUUGACUGACAAUACGUCAUUCAAGAGUCUCAGUUGAUAGAGCAAUUGACUGACAAUACGGCGUUCAAGAGUCUCAGUUGAUAUAGCGCUAGACUUACAAAAAGGCGUCCAGUUGUCUCAGUUGAUUAAGCGAUUUACUGAC